GUCAUCACAAUCAUUCGUGUUUGAUUACCGGUAGACAAAGCAACCAUAGCUGACAAUUGUGUUACAAAAAAAAAAAAAAAAAAAAAAGAAAGAAAAAAAAGAAGAGAAGAAAGCAUUCAUCAAUAAGGAAAAUGGUUUUUCUCACACGAUUUGCCCGCUUAUUACAACAGAGUGGAGUUACUGUAAAUACAUUAAAAUAUACAACAAAUUUCCGUCAAUUUCAUGUUACAUCAGCGUUUCACAAAGAUCGUCUUUUUACGGAAAAACAUGAAUGGGUUGAAGUGAAUGGUCAAACCGGAGUCGUUGGUAUUUCUCAAUAUGCUCAAGAGGCUUUAGGCGACGUUGUGUUCGCCCAAUUGCCAGAUCCUGGUACUACUCUAAAGCAAAACGAUGAAUGUGGUGCCUUGGAGAGUGUUAAAGCAGCCAGCGAAGUGUAUUCACCGGUCAGUGGCCAAGUGACGGAGAAAAAUUCCGCUGUUGAAGAAUCCCCUGCACUGGUUAACACAAACUGCUAUGAUAAAGGUUGGCUUUUUAAGGUGAAUCUAUCGAAUCCAGCAGAAUUGAAAGGUUUGAUGAACGAAAAACAAUACAAGGAGUAUUUACUUGCUGCGGAACAUUAGGGGAAAAAAGCAUAAUCGCAUUUUUUAUUUACUUCAUUCAUCUUCAAAAAUAUCAUAAGUUUUUGUUUUUUCUUUUUACUCCUUUUCGCAGUG
This is a messenger RNA of Glossina fuscipes, 713 nucleotides long. RefSeq names its product glycine cleavage system H protein, mitochondrial (gene ppl). Lineage: Eukaryota; Metazoa; Arthropoda; Insecta; Diptera; Glossinidae. Gene Ontology annotation, cellular component: mitochondrion; glycine cleavage complex; cytoplasm. The record is from RefSeq and is a predicted model, not a curated record. Bases 132 to 620 code for a protein of 162 amino acids. Gene Ontology annotation, biological process: glycine decarboxylation via glycine cleavage system; protein lipoylation. The transcript is spliced from 3 exons.